This is a messenger RNA of Dermacentor andersoni, 5450 nucleotides long. NCBI's taxonomy places the organism in Eukaryota, Metazoa, Arthropoda, Arachnida, Ixodida, Ixodidae. The record is from RefSeq and is a predicted model, not a curated record.
CUGUGUAGUAUAGUGUCGCCCCCUGUCAGAUCUCUGUGUCAUCGCACAUGUAUGUUUUGUAAUUGCUUAGCUAGAUGGCGCACCCCCCUUCUGUCAUGUGACAAGCUUGGACCAAUCGGGAGGUGCCAUCUAGCAGGUGAAGCCUUUAUAAGCAAUAAACAGCCGCAGGUCGGCGGAGUCUUCGUUCCGGUUUUCAUCGGGAGCAGUUAGCUCCGUGUCUCCUUCACUGCGCCGGCGCUAGCCGCGCGUUCGCCCGUCGGGGCCCCCCGCUUGCCUGCCGCUGCCGACACAACAUCUUUUGGCGACGAAGAUGGGAUUCCCGCAGCGGUUCCGACCGAAGCCCCGGGACACCAACGAGCUUCGUAAGUGAAGCGACCCUUCCCGUGUCCGCACGGCAGGCAAACGCCGCCGACGCACUUGGCGUCGCGAGGCUUCCGAGCCUAGGCCUUCUCGCCCCCUUUGUUCUUGCCCCAUUCCUGCGGCGAGCUCCGGCUUGCCUCCUGCACGCUACCCGGCAUGGCUUUUACUGCGAACCUUCCCGUUUUUCUUGAAGUGCCCGGCCCACCGUUAAUCCCUUGGUAUCGCUGGAAAAAAAUUUUUCAGGCCCACCUCGAAGCGGCCGGCGGUGGCGACUGGACGGACGCGCGACGAGCGUCCGCGCUCGUCAGCGCUCUCGGGCGUGAGGGACAACGGAAGUACUUCGCAGACGAGGAGCAGGAAGCAGCAAGGCAGUUAACCGGCGCAGCGUCACCGUCAAGUGAAGCAGCAAGGCAGUCGACCGGCGCAGCGUCAACGUCAAGUGAUGCGGUCCCGCCAGCGUCAGAGUUUCCGAGACUCUUGGAGCGGCUUGACCGGCUGUUCGCCGCGUCAACAAAUGUCCUGGCGGAACGGCACGAAUUCACCAGUCGGAAGCAGUUCGACGGAGAAGGAUUCCUGGAAUUCGUGACCGCAUUGAAGGAGAAGGCGGUACAAUGCAACUUCGGCACAACCUAUGGCGAGCGCGUCCGAGACCAAAUCAUACAUGGGGUAGCGAACGUCAGCGUUCGCGAAAAGUUGUUGGCUCACGGCGAAACCCUGACCUUGGACAAGGCAGAGGAAAUUGGACGCUCGUUAGAAGCCCUACAUCGAGCGAACCGCGCGUUCGGCUCGGAGGAAAUACAAAGAAUUGAGGCAGCUCAACUUGGCGCUCCAUCGACGAGCCAAGAUGGCCGACGUAGUCCGGGAGGCCAUGACGAUGGCCGACUUCUUCUGGGAAGCCGCCAAGAUGGCCGACGUAGUGCAGGAGGCCAUGAAGAUGGCAGACUUCUUCCGAGGAGCCGCCAAGAUGGCCGCCGUCUUCCAAGAAGCCGCCCAGAUGAUCGACAUUUUCCGCGAGGCUCCUCCGGGACCCGCAAUGAAGCACAGGAUGCGAAGGACCCUAAUUUCGAGCAUAGUUCAUGCGACCGGUGUGGCAGUACGAAGCAUGUUGCAACGUACAGGAAUUGCCCCGCAAGGAACCGGCGGUGCAACGCCUGCCACACGUUGGGUCAUUUUGCAUCAGUAUGCCGAAAAACCCGUACUGUCCAGCACGUCUCUUCCGCAGAGACGCGGUCUUCGUCAACUUCCGCAGGACAGCCGUCCGCGUCUGUCUUGACGGUGAGCACCUUGGAAGCUAAAAGGGAUUUACAAGUCCCGGUCGUAGUUAACGACGUCGCCAUGCGGCUGCUCGUGGACACAGGCGCGUCUGUCUCAUUGAUGACGGCCGAGGAUUUUGAAAAGCACUUUGGUCGACAGCACAGACUGUCAAAAGCAGCAGUGGACUUGAGGAAUUUCUCCAAGCAACGCAUCGACAUUCAAGGCCUUUUCCAAGCCACUGUCCAGUUUCUUCAAAGGUCGUGCUCAGUCACGUUCCAUGUAACGUCCACAGGAACAUCACUGCUGGGUCUUGACGCCAUCCAGCGCUUGGGGAUACAAAUCGACGGUACUUCGCUGACAUGCUGCCUGGCUACGCUUCCUCCAGUACAGAGCCCCACAGGCUACCCCUGGCUCUCCGUGACCAGGUGACAAAUGAACUGCGGCGUCUCGAGGACUGCGACGUCAUCGAGCGCGUCGAGGCUUCUGAAUGGGUGUCUCCACUCGUCGUGGUGCGCAAAAAGGAUGGAGCCAUCCGGCUCUGUGUUGACCUCCGAGAACCGAAUAAGGCAAUUGUCAUUGAUGGGUAUCCUUUGCCGCACGUGGAAGAGUUAUUGCAAAUGUUUCAUGGUGCCACAUAUUUUUCUAAGCUGGAUCUAGCAUCUGCUUACCACCAGCUGUUACUGGAAGAAGGUAGUAGAGAUCUCACCACAUUCAUAACUCAUGAAGGCUUAUUCAGGUUCAAGCGUGUCUGUUUUGGUUUGGCAUCCGCGCCAGCAGUGUUUCAGAAAAUGAUGUCACAAAUCUUGCAGAAUUGUAAGAAUGUUGUCUGUUACCUUGAUGACAUUUUGGUAUGGGGUCAGACGAAACCUGAGCAUGAUGCUAAUUUAAGAGAAGUCUUGCUUUGCAUUUCAAACAGUGGUAUGAAACUGAAUGAAAAAUGUGUCUUCUCUGUGAGAGAACUGACUUUUCUGGGCCAUAAAAUUUCAGCUGAAGGCAUUUCGCCUACAGAGAGCAAGGUAAAGGCAAUCCUGAAUGCACCUGUUCCUACAGAUAUUAAGUCAUUGCAAUCCUUCUUAGGAUUAGCUGGUUACUAUGCCAAGUUCAUUGAUCAUUAUGCAGAACUUGUAGAACCGCUUCGCCUCAUGCUCAGGCAAGGGCAAAAUUUUGCUUGGUCUGAUGACGCACAACGUAGCUUCAAUCAGUUGAAAGCUCAUCUUACAUGUUCCCCUGUCAUUAAGAUUUUCAACCCUGAAUUGCCUGUGGUAGUCACGACUGAUGCAUCUGAUGUUGGUGUUGGUGCUGUGUUACAGCAACCGUAUGGUUCCAAGCUAGAAACUGUAGCUUUUGCAUCUAGAACUUUGUCUGUAGCUGAACGAAAGUAUUCUGUAGGAGAGCGUGAAGCGCUAGCAUGUCUGUUCGCAUGUGAAAAAUGGCAUGUUUACCUCUGGGGUAGACGGUUCACUCUUCGAACUGACCAUCAAGCAGUAGUUGCAUUACUGUCCGCUGGCGACUCAGGUCGUCGACCUCUUCGCAUUUCAAGAUGGUCAGCCAGGCUCCUGUAUUACAACUUUCAGAUUGAAUAUUGCAAAGGAUCAGAAAAUCUAGUAGCUGAUGCCUUGUCUAGACUUCCAGUAAAAGAUUCCCAGAAUGUAGUUCAGGAGGAAGAAAUAGUAUCCUUAGUCACAUCAGUCGUUGACAAGGAAACGGUGCAACUUGCAACGAGUACAGAUGAGACGCUUCAGAAGGUCAGUAAAUGCCUAGCAGAAGGUUGGCCUUCUAAGAAAGCCAUAGACAAUGCUUUAAUAGCUUACUUUCAUGUAAAUGAAGAAUUGUCCUUUGUAGACGGAUUACUCAUGCGUGGUGAUCGUGUGGUAAUACCCAGUGUCCUAAUACCUACAUUUCUACAGCUGGCACAUGAAAAUCAUCAGGGCAUAGUACGUACUAAGCAGCUUCUUCGUGAACGCUAUUGGUGGCCCCAGAUGGAUAGCACUGUUGAACAGUAUGUAAAGCAUUGUCAUGUAUGUAAGCUGGCAGACAAGUCUGCAAAGCCUCAUGUAGCUCCACUGCAGCCAGUCGAAUGGCCGAACGGGCCUUGGCAGAAAUUGGGAAUGGACAUUAUUGGCCCAUUAAACAUGUCCUACCCUAGGUAUCUAGUCACCCUUGUUGAUUACUACUCAAAGUGGCCAGAAGUACUUGGUACUAAUUCCAUCUCCACAGAUGAUGUCAUUAAGCUUCUUGAUUGGGCUUUCAGCCGUGAAGGAUUGCCAGACUCUAUAGUUACAGACAAUGGUCCACAGUUUGUCUCAAAACAAUUCAAAGAUUACCUAAAGGAAAAAGGAAUCGCUCAUUUUUUCUCCUCCAACUAUUAUCCUCAGGGAAAUGGUCAAAUAGAAAGGUUCAACAGAGUCAUUAAGGAACACCUGCAGGUAGCAAGGCUUGAAGGUCGAGAUGCUUCGAAAAGCAUUUCAGAAUUCUUGGGUUCUUAUAGGAUUACGCCACAUGCUACAACGGGUCUCUCCCCAGCUUUCCUACUUCAUGGUCGUCAACCCCGUUCAAAGGUAGAUAUUAGCAACUUCAGGUUGCCUAAGCACACAGCGGUUCAGAACAGUAAAGUUCGCGAGAGAGUCUCGCAGAAACAGCAGCAAACUAAACAGUAUGUAGACAAACUGAGAGGUGCUCAGGCAACUCGUAUCAAGGUGGGAGACACCGUCAAAGUAAAACUUGCCAAGAAAAGAUUUUUUAAGUACAGUACGCCUCGUACAGUUAAAGCCCAGGUAGGACCAUCCUCUUUUGUACUCAGUGAUGGGAAGACGUGGAAUGCCUCUAAGUUAACCACAGUAGUAGAUAAUUCAAAACAUAGUACAUUGUCCACAACGGAUAAAGAUUUUUUGUACUCGUACUCAAACCUGGAUAGUCAUUCCGAUGACUCGUCUGGCAUGACAUCGUCCUUUCAUAGGCAUCACUUAAGUAGUGCAUCUGACUGUAUUGCUUCAGAGGCUACACAGUCAGCAAUCAUUUCUGAUUCCGUGGGGGAAUCGGUAGCAUCCCAGGACUUGUUGGGACUUCGAGAGGAGCUUCCUGGGCAACCCUCUCCAGCUUUGCGCGACAACCACAUUCAAUUGUCCAACCAGGGGGAGGGAAAUAGUAGUGGGACGACUGGGUCUUUAAAGUCGACCGAAACGCGUCGCAACCCCCAAAGUUCUUCUGAGGUACGCAAGCGUCCUCAUCGUGUCAAAAAACGGCCUCCGUGGCUUGACGAUUAUGUUUCUUGAAUGUAGAGCGUUUUGCCGUCUUCGAAAUGCCACGGCUAGGGGCCUCGCUGUGACAUUUGGGAGGCACUUCACAUUUUUUCGUUCACACAGGUAAAAUGUGUUCCUUGUUGCGGUGCAGUGAGUUUUGUGCCGUGUUCCGUGUUGGACUUUGUUUGAGUGACUGCCCAUAUUUUGGUGCCCAAGACUGGUGCGCGUGUAUGUGAACUUGGGCGGGGAUGGAUUGAAUUUGUGGACUUAAGUGCGUGCUUUGUGUGCAACUGGUGCGCGUGUGUGAACAUGGGGGGGGAAUGAACUGAAAUUGUUUUGGACUUAAGUGCGCGUCUUGUGUGCGCGUUUCAAUGUAUGCUCGCUUUGUUUCCAGGGGGGGAUGAUGUAGUAUAGUGUCGCCCCCUGUCAGAUCUCUGUGUCAUCGCACAUGUAUGUUUUGUAAUUGCUUAGCUAGAUGGCGCACCCCCCUUCUGUCAUGUGACAAGCUUGGACCAAUCGGGAGGUGCCAUCUAGCAGGUGAAGCCUUUAUAAGCAAUAAACAGCCGCAGGUCGGCGGAGUCUUCGUUCCGGUUUUCA